GUAAUCCCCGAAAAUGGAGCUUAUUGGUGUAUUUACAGGUGGGUGGACGUUGUAGAGAUUGCAGAACAGCACGUAAGUAACGUGCUGACUCAGCACGCAACAUGCGUGAUUAACACGUGGCAUUAAUCUAUGCAACAUGCACCUUGCGUGAUUGACAUGUGGCAGAUGUUGAUCGGAUCAUUUUGCAACACGAAAUUUGCAAGGUGAGCCCUCAGUCUAUAAAAAUCAGAGCUCGUUACUAUUUUACUGCAUUACAAGAGAGGAGGUCAGCCCUCUACAAGGUGUUUUUCUUUGCUGUGUCAUGGAGGGCACUGCAAAUAUAGUGGUUUACCACAAUGGUGAGGUUAUAUGUAAUACAUAUGAGGGUGUGAGCUUUGCUUAUGAGAGUACAUAUUCGUUUGUGGUUCGGUGCAUUGUAACGUUUUUGCGGAACUACAGUACGGGCUCUGUCAGAGCAUAAAGAGUGAUAUUUUAAAGAGGGUGAGCAACAUUCUCUAUUGGAGUCUAGUUGUGGUAUUUGGCGGAUUGGUACAGUUUGAGGUUAUGCCAAUCGUUGACGAAACAAGUAUUCAGCAAAUGUUUCAUAUUCACCAGCAAACUCAGGUGCAACAUCCAAGGAUUGAGUUGUAUGUUGAGUUUAAACAUAUAACAGUGGAUGAAGUUCAAAAUGACCCAGACGUGCAAGAUGACAGAACUGAAGCAUACAAAGGAAUGAACAAUGAUAGCGACGAGGAGUUCGAAGCAACUUAUGAAGCCGGUGACGAGGACGAGGAUGACAAUGGGGAGGUGAGGCAGUCGCGGAAACUUCAGUGGUUCCACCCGCAGUUAGUCAACCGAUGGACGUUUCACCUUUUAUGCGUAGCUUGGAUCUUGAUGCCAUGCAUGCACCAAAGUUUCCAGAAUAUGCGAACAUAGGAGUUGCUGACCCUGAUGAUGUAGAGUUUCGGAUCGGAAUGGAGUAUGGUUCUAAAAAAUCAGUCAUUGUGGCAAUUUGGAGUUACACUAUCUCCAGAGGAGUCGAUUACGUUGUUCACGAAUCCGAGCCACAAAUGUUCUAUGAAUGCAAGACUUAUGGACGUGGUUGCGAUUGGCUUAUCCGAGCCAGCUCGAUACAGAAGAAAGCUUGCUGGGAGAUUCAGAGAUACAAUGGAAGGCACACGUAUUCCAUGGGAAUGAUCUCACAGGAUCACUCCAAGUUGGACUCGGACUGGGAGAUUCGGAGAUAAAACCGACUGUUGCGGCAGUUCCCCCAUUGCUGAAUCAGAUCUUCGAGUAUCGUACUCCAAUCAUGGCACUAUACUCCUCGAAGAGUGUAACAAUGCUGGUCAAGAGGGAUGUUCUGUGCCGGCAGAGGGGCGGAUUGUGCAUACCCGUAUUAGCGGAUCACUCGGUCAACCGGAUGCCAUUCAACACACUCGAACAAAACCAACGGCCCUACCGUGUCACACACAUCAAGGUGGUGGUGUAACUCAGCCGGGAUGAUGAUGCCGAGAUAUGGCCGAAACAUAAACUGCAAAACGUUGCAUGGGCUAAGAUAGAUUAUCAAUACCGUUAAUUAUUCUUAAUAACUUAAGACUGACCUCUUUCAUGUAGUCUAUGUCGUGCCUAACAGACGCCGCUUUCCUCGAUGUCCACGCAUUGUAUCGUGGACGAUUACUCCACCUGCAAUACACAACGUUAUCACAGAGUUUAAAUUCCGUCUUGCCAGUAAAACAUAAAUAAAACACAAGACAAACUACAAUAAACUAUCUACUAUUACGGCGUUACCUGCGUGCAACCGAUAUCUUAGCGGGUGCAAGCUGAUGUCUCGGAAUUGGCGCAAGAAAGGGAAUUUGCUCCAACUCCCAAACAAACAACAAAUCAAGUGGGCCGUCCAUCUCCUUGCAAUCGUACCGUAAUGCACGGCACAGUGACCUAUAAAGAUGUGCGAGAGUUGCUGAACCCCAACUGUAAGUGCCGAUCUGCUCAAAAUUUUGGAGUAGUGGUAGAUACCUCGCGUGGGCACACGACGUCGACUUAUCUGUGAAGAGGGUAGUUCCCAGCAGACAUAAGAUGUGACACCUAACAUAUAGCUGAACAGAAUCCCAAGUGUCUAAAGGCUGUGUGUCUCUGAUAUGGCGAACCCAUGACAGCUUUAUGUAACUUUUAGAUGAACUACUCAUGACGGGUUUGCUGCCAAAAAUCGCCAUACUAUGGUUGAACAAGAAGUCCUGAUUGCUAUCGAUCCAACCGGCCACAACCUCUCCAUCAAUUGAUAGGAUGAAUAUGUGUAACAUGUCCUCUAGUGUCACUGUAACCUCA
Arachis ipaensis is the source of this 2301-nucleotide messenger RNA. The record is from RefSeq and is a predicted model, not a curated record. Lineage: Eukaryota; Viridiplantae; Streptophyta; Magnoliopsida; Fabales; Fabaceae.